AUGUUCGCCAGAAAUGGAACAGACAGCGAUGCCAGCGCUACAAACCUUGAGAGUGUCGGAGAGCUUGAGAAGGACGCGUAUGAAGGCCUGGCCGCAUCGUACGCGUUUGUGGGAAUCGUAGCCUUGGUGCAACUGGCGCGGAUUCAACUGAGGGUGCCGGAGUACGGCUGGACGACACAGAAGGUGUUUCAUCUCCUCAACUUCGUUCUCUGCGCAGCCAGGUGUGCAGUUUUCCUCUUCUGGGAGCAAGUGCAGGGCAUCGAUGACUAUGUGUUAAAAGUGGCUAUCUUGGACGUUCCAAGUCUCGUCUUCUUCACCACGUACACACUGCUCAUCCUCUUCUGGGCAGAGAUUUACCACCAGGCCCGGGGCAUACAAUCCGAAGAUCUCCGCCGAACGUUUGGCAUUUUGAACGCUGCAAUCUACAUCCUACAGGGUGGUGCAUGGAUCUACAUGGAAUAUGUGCCACAGCAUGCAGACCCACUCGUUCUCCUCACCAAGCUCUUUCGAGCAGGCGUGGCAUUCACUGCAGCAUUUGGCUUCAUGCUCUAUGGUGGACGGCUGUUUGUCAUGCUGAACACGUUCCCGGUGGAGUCGAGAGGGAGAAGAAACAAGAUGAUGGAGGUGGGCCUUGUCACGGCCAUUGGUUUCACGAGCUUCACGAUUCGAGCAUUCAUUGUCGCUUUCUCAGGCAUCAGUGAGCGAGUUCCGCUGGAUAAAGUCAACGCUCCCGUCUUCAAUGUCAUAUACUACAUGGCUGUGGAGGUAAUACCAACCAUCCUUGUGUUGUAUAUCCUGAGGAAGCUUCCUCCUCGUCGACAGUUCAACACACAGCCCUUGCACUAG
Closterium sp. Naga37s-1 is the source of this 846-nucleotide messenger RNA. NCBI's taxonomy places the organism in Eukaryota, Viridiplantae, Streptophyta, Zygnematophyceae, Desmidiales, Closteriaceae. The record is from the annotation of a GenBank genome assembly.